AUGCUGGUGUGCGUGGCGGUGGUCACGGUGCUGUACAUCCUGCUGUGCUCCCAUGUCUGCCUGCAGUUCUGCUGCUGGCCCCUGGGGCAGCAGGGCGGCCCCACGGCACCCACCAUCCUCAGCUUCCAGGGGUACAGCCGUGUCCCCGACGGCAAGCCGCUGGAGCGAGCGCUGUGCCGCCGCUGCGCCAUUGUCUCCAGCUCGGGGCAGAUGCUGGGCUCACGCCUGGGAAAGGCCAUCGAUGGGCAGGAGUGUGUCCUGCGGAUGAACCAUGCCCCUACUGCCGGCUACGAGGAGGAUGUGGGGGCACGGAGCACCAUCCGGGUGGUGUCACACACCAGCGUCCCGCUGCUGCUGAGGAACCAGCCCUACUUCUUCCAGCAGUCCCAGGAGACCCUCUACAUCAUCUGGGGGCCAGCAAAGAAGAUGAACAGGGAGAAAGUGGGCCCGACCUACCAGGCGCUGCUGAAGGUGAUGGAGACGUACCCCCACCUGCAGAUCUACACCCUGACCGAGGAGAAGAUGACAUAUUGCGAUGACGUCUUCCAGAACGAGACGGGGAAGAACAGGCUGAAGUCCGGCUCCUUCCUGAGCACGGGCUGGUUCACCAUGAUCCUGGCCAUGGAGCUGUGUGAGCAGAUCUGUGUCUUCGGCAUGGUCAGCGACAGCUACUGCAGGGAGAAGAACCACUCGAGCGUGCCCUACCACUACUUCGAGAAGGGCCGGCUGGACGAGUGCAGGAUGUACCUGGUGCAUGAGCGAGCCCACCGUGCUGGGCACCGCUUCAUCACCGAGAAAGCCAUCUUCUCCCGCUGGGCCAAGAGGAGGAACAUCAUCUUCACCCACCCGUCCUGGGCAGGUGGUUAG
Messenger RNA from Balearica regulorum gibbericeps (East African grey crowned-crane), 867 nucleotides. The record is from RefSeq and is a predicted model, not a curated record. Lineage: Eukaryota; Metazoa; Chordata; Aves; Gruiformes; Gruidae.